Amphibalanus amphitrite is the source of this 3704-nucleotide messenger RNA. RefSeq names its product fibroblast growth factor receptor substrate 3-like. Gene Ontology annotation, biological process: cell surface receptor protein tyrosine kinase signaling pathway. The transcript has 6 exons. Bases 401 to 1492 code for a protein of 363 amino acids. Gene Ontology annotation, cellular component: cytoplasm. The record is from RefSeq and is a predicted model, not a curated record. Lineage: Eukaryota; Metazoa; Arthropoda; Thecostraca; Balanomorpha; Balanidae.
UUACGGAACCUAGCGGAUUUUUUUUUUUUGGAAUUGAUCAUUUUUUGCUUGACUUGAAAUUUUAACUACAUUGAUUUUGCGCAUUCAAAAUAAAUAAUAUAAUUUAGCUAAAAAUAGGACACAUAUCCUCAACAAUUGGUAAUUCAAUGGUAAAAAGCACGUAAAAAGCACAUUAUCGAAAACGAACGCUAGAGGACACUAGCUAUCGAGCACAAGCACAAAGCACACUGCUCCCAUCCUACAAUAAACAAUACUUGCUUAGGGCUUAGGGCCUUGCUUGUGAGAAAUUGGAGUGGCUAGGCCAUAUAUCAAUAUAGCUGCUGGCCAGUAUGUGCGCUCCGAGCGGUCGCUGCCGACGUGUGUGACGGCGCGCGCCUGACGCGCCGGCCGGCCCCGUGACAUGGGAUGUAUGUCCAGCAAGGCGGACAUCAACGAUCGACACCCAAACAUUUUCCAAGUGGUGAACAUCGAUGACGAGGGCCGUGAGCUGCGGCCGGCCAAGCUGGAGAUCACCGAGCGCGACAUCAUCCUCCACCAGAGAGGUCGGUCCGGCGUGCGGUGGCCGAUCCGCUGUCUGAAGCGCUACGGCUUCACGGAGGGUGUGUUCAGCUUCGAGCUCGGUCGCCGCUGCCCCACCGGUGCCGGCGUCUACGCCUUCAAAUGCGAGCGAGCCGAGGCGCUGUUUCAGCUGCUACAGACGUGCAUCCAGAACCCGUCGUUGGACGAGGGACGGCACACGCCGGCGCACACCGCCGACCCGAGCUUCGUCACCGGCUCCAACGGCGAUGUGGCCGCCCUGCGCGACUGGCGGGGACCCGCCGAUGGCUCCGACCAGGCCGUAUACGUGAACGAGGAGAUUUGGACGGAGGAUGCAGCGGCGGCCGCCCCCGCCCCCGCCCCCGCCAUCGCCCUCGCCCCGGCUGAGCUGGAGCUGCCGCGGCAGCCGCCGGUGCCCGCCCAGCGUAAGACGAAGCCGACACACUCGUACCUGAACACGGUGCCGUGUGACAUCAACACCAACUACCAGCCGGCCGAUCAGGACGACCAGAGGCACCUGUAUGUUAACGUGGUCCCGGAGGCGGCGGCGGCGGCUCAGGCUGUCCCGCUGCACCCGCCGCCGCCCCCGCCCCCGCCAGCCGCCGCCGCCGCCAGUGGCGGUGGAAUGACACCCACCGUGGCGCUGCUGGCUCCCGGCGUCAGUGCCGAGGACGACGAGAGGUGCUAUGUGAACAUUGCCGCGCGCGUCAACUACGCCGUGCUGGACCUGCAGCAGCCGGGCGCCGGGUCGCGCCUCGAGCCGCCGUCGGUCGCCGCGCCCGGACGGCCCUCGCAGGGCUACGCCACCAUCGACUUCGACAAGACGGCGGCACUCUCGAUGGCCGUCAGUCGAGUCGACACAGACGCCGAGCUAGAGUGUCGCCGCAAGACGCGGCACAACUCGACGAUUGCCGAGCCGAAUUUGUCGCGACACAACUCGGUAAUCAGCACGUGAGCCGCGCCGCUAGCAGAGGCGGUGUAGUCCACGGCGGAAUUCGAGCACGCCGGGAGGAAAUUGUCGCACCCACCGAUGGUAUGCAGCCUACAAUGAAACGUGUUCGGUGUGCUUUGUAUGGCUUCUCGGCAUCGGCAGAGGUGAGGAAAUUACCGUACGCGCUGCUGGUGGCCUGGAUACGACAGUUUCCGCCGGUGGUGCUGUUUUUGCCGACCUUGCACGCGCCUCUGCUGGUAGUACGCCGCCGCUGCUGCUGAUGCUGUUGUUGCCGCUCUUGUUACCGCCGCCACCGCUGUGUGUCGAGUGUCGCGGCGGCGUCUGAUCUCCCCCUCCGCGCGGUCUGACACGCGCACACCGGUACCCUAUUUAUUGGCGUGUGGUCAGCGCCGGCCGCUGCUGCCGUGUUGCUGGCCUCCCGCUGGGUGUAGCUGUAGCUCAGUAUGUGCCGCGCGGUCCUCGCGUCCCGGCUACUCUCGGAAAGGCCAGUAUAGUGUAUCGAAGGUCAGUGGCGGCGCACGCUGCCCGGUGACCGCUCACUGCUCAUCUCCAGCUGAACGGCGUGCCGUGCUUGUGUUUUAUGUCGGCUGACAUUGUGGUCUUUUGACCGGUCACUCGUAUGGGGUCAUGUAGUGUAGUGAAUGCGAAUGUUGGUGCCGCGCUUUGGCAGUCAACCCUUCUCGGUCAGUUGCUGAGGUCACCAAUUUUCAAGUAGAUCUGGCACCUAAGGUUUUUCUUGGUUAUCUUCCUUACCUAUCUUGACUGCUUCUCAAGAUUCCCACCGUAUCUCUAGUGUUGAACUUGACAUUGUUUAUCAUCCGCGCUUAUUUAAGUGUGUUCAACGACAAAGGGAAGUGAUGAGCACAUUUUAAUGUGACACUUGAUUGUUUUUUUUAGGAGAUGCUCAGUCACAGAUUGUGAAUCGUGCUGCAUAAUUUUUCAGGUUGGCUUGUAUGUAUGUUUCAGAUAUUUUAUGAUUGUAAGCUCAUCCGUCAACAACCAUUCGGUCAAAAUGUUGCCGGUACUAAGUGAGUACUAAGUGACAGAGCGUUUCUAACCGAAUGGUUGUUGCGCGGUUGCUCUGCCCAGUAUUUGUUUCAUUUUUUAUUUGACGCCAUGUGUGACAUAACGACAGUGGUGCAGUGUGGUGUGCUUAAUGGUGUUAGCAUUGGGCGAUGGAUGUAGAUGUUGCCAUUUAUGCCUGCAAAUGCGCAUUGUUUUUAUUGUGUGCUUGUUUUCAGCAGUGUUGUCGAAUUGUUCGCAGAAACGUCUAUUUAUUGUGCACAACAUAGCGAUGUGAUUCAUUAUGCGCGUGUUCACUUGGCGCGUGUGUGCUACUGAGCUCAAACUGGCAGCCACCGUCCCGUGCGUCGAGAUGCCCGCGCUAUCGUGAACUGAUGUGGGGCCGCGUGGCGGUAAUGGGGUGACCACGGGUCGCCGCUCGCUCCCGUCCGUCUGCUACGGGCAGCGUGGUCAACUCACAGCCGAUCGCUCGCAGCUGUCGUGCCGUGUGCACGGGGUCCCGCCGGCGUGCGUGCCGUGUGCACACUGGCCCCGCCGGCGUGUGUACCGUGUGCACUCUGAGUGCCGAUGGUAUGCGCACGGUGCUGUGUGACAUCCCUGCGUACCUGUGUCGCCCGGCACGCGCCCCGACCCUAUGCCAACGGGUCGUGGCUGUGGCGCGCGGGUUCCGCCCGAUAGACCGGCGGCACGCGGCCGCUGUUCCUCGUCGGUUCUUGCCAAAGGAUGUCCGGCGUUGCCACGCGAACCGCGGUCAUCCUGAACUCGCCGUCUUCCUGAACUGUGUGGCCGCGGCGGCCGCUCGCUGGGCAGCCCGGUCUGCCCGGGAAGCGCUGCGAGUGCUCGCUUCCAGGUUCCUGACGCGCGGGGAGCGGUGUGUUGUCGCAUGUCCCGUGCUCGGCCGGCUUCAGCGGAGCUGGCGACGAGCGAGUUGACGCCCGCAGAUGUGCGCUCAGCCACUCACCGAAUGUCAAGGUGUUGAAACUUGAAAUGACACACGUCCUGGAUCUGAAAUAUUGAGCGAGAAGGAGUGAGAUGAAUGCCAAAGAGUCGUACCCCGGGCUAGGGCGCCUGGUCGCGUCGCUGCUGCUCGAAAUGCUGGUGUUGUUAUCUGUGGUGUGCGUGCGUGCAUUGCUGUUGUUUGGUGCCCUCGUCACGACCUUUUAUUGCAACAUACAAAACUGGGAAGAUCUGA